UCUGCUUUGUGUACAAAAUAAAUGAGGUUUGACACGAGGUAAUUUCAGGAUUAAGCAUGGAUGUCGCCGAUCAAGCCGUUAGGACAAAUCAAGUGAAAGAUCAAGUGGGCGAACGAUGUCAGAAAUUGUUCCAAGACUUUCUAGAAGAGUACCAAGUCGAUGGAGAGGUGAAAUAUUUGCCAGAAGUACAAGAACUAAUUCGUCCAGAGAGAAACACGCUGACAGUCAGUUUCGAAGAUGUCGAGCAAUACAAUCAACAGCUGGCAACAACCAUAUUGGAAGAGUAUUACAGGGUUUUUCCAUACCUGUGUCGAGCGGUCAAGAACUACUCCAAAGACUGGGGUCAGAUUCCACCGUCGAAAGAGUUCUACAUCAGUUUCACAGAUGUACCCACCAAGCUGAAAGUGCGAGAGAUGACAACGGUCAAGAUCGGGACGUUGCUCCGAAUCACUGGUCAGGUGGUGCGCACACAUCCAGUCCACCCGGAGUUAGUGAGCGGGACAUUCAUGUGUCUCGACUGUCGUACUGUCAUCAAAGACGUCGAGCAACAGUUUAAAUAUACACAGCCGACUAUUUGUCGUAAUCCUGUUUGUAAUAACCGCACACGGUUUAUGCUCGACGUGAACAAAUCUCGCUUUGUUGACUUUCAAAAAGUGCGGAUUCAAGAGACGCAAGCGGAACUCCCAAGAGGCAGCAUCCCUCGAAGUGUUGAGGUUGUCCUGAGGGCUGAAGCUGUGGAGACUGCCCAAGCUGGAGACAAGUGUGAUUUUACUGGCACUCUGAUCGUCGUUCCAGACGUCGGGACGAUGUCUCUGCCAGGUGCGAGAUCCGAGACUGGAGCGCGUAUUGGCGGAAAUGAAUCUAAUAUUGAAGGUGUCCGCGGACUGAAGGCUCUCGGUGUGAGAGAUCUCACGUACAAACUUGCGUUCCUCGCGUGCACAGUGUCCGCGAGUAAUCCUCGGUUUGGUGGCCGAGCGAUGCAUGAUGAGGAGGUGACUGCUGAGACGAUAAAGAAACAGAUGACGGACGCUGAGUGGCAGAAAGUUUACGAGAUGUCGCAGGAUAAAUCUCUCUAUCAGAAUCUGUGUUCAAGUCUGUUUCCAACAAUUCACGGAAACGAAGAGAUAAAGCGAGGAAUUCUUCUGAUGCUUUUCGGUGGUGUUCCCAAAGUAACGAUGGAGGGCACCAAUCUCCGUGGAGACAUAAAUCUCUGCAUUGUGGGCGACCCGAGCACAGCGAAGAGUCAGUUCCUGAAGCACGUCGAAGAGUUCAGCCCGCGCGCCAUCUACACCAGCGGCAAGGCGAGCAGUGCGGCGGGGCUGACAGCGGCCGUGGUGCGGGAUGAGGAGUCGCAUGAGUUCGUCAUUGAGGCCGGUGCGCUCAUGUUGGCCGACAACGGUGUCUGCUGCAUCGAUGAGUUCGACAAGAUGGAGCUGAAGGACCAGGUGGCCAUACACGAGGCCAUGGAACAGCAGACCAUCUCCAUCACCAAGGCCGGAGUCAGGGCGACACUGAAUGCCAGGACGUCUAUAUUGGCAGCAGCGAACCCUAUCAACGGACGCUACGAUCGGUCAAAGUCUCUCAAACAGAACAUUGCAAUGUCGGCUCCAAUCAUGUCUCGUUUUGAUCUGUUCUUCAUUCUCGUUGAUGAAUGCAAUGAGGUGGUCGAUUACGCCAUUGCCCGAAGAAUUGUUGACCUUCACAGUCACGCAGAGGAAACAGUGGAGCGUGUCUACAGCGUGGAGGACAUAACACGAUAUCUAAUGUUUGCCAGACAGUUCAAACCAAAGAUCAGCAAAGAAUCUCAGGAGUACAUGAUAGAGGAGUACAAGCGUCUGCGACAGCGCGACUCAACGGGUGGGUCCAAGUCGUCGUGGCGGAUCACUGUCCGACAGCUAGAGAGUAUGAUCAGACUGUCGGAAGGAAUGGCGCGCAUGCACUGUCAGGAUGAGGUGAAGACGAAACAUGUGAAGGAAGCGUUCCGGUUGCUGAACAAAUCGAUCAUCCGUGUUGAGCAGCCAGAUAUUCACCUGGAGGAAGAGGAGGAGGAACCGGAAAAAGAAAUGGAAACGGACGACGCCACUCCGACGUCCCAGACUGAGCAUCCAGUGGUUAAUGGAACGGGUGAGGCCCACUCCCCAGACACAGAGGUAGCGAGACAGCCGAAGAAAGGUCUGAAGUUGUCGUAUGACGAAUACAAACAGAUGGCCAACCUACUGGUCUUGUACAUGAGACGCAAAGAAGAGGAAGAAAUGGAUGAUGAUUCAGAUGGCCUCAGGAAGAGUGAACUGAUCAGCUGGUAUCUCAGUGAAAUGGAAGCGGAGAUCGACUCGGAACAAGAACUUAUUGCAAAGAAGGUUGUGGUGGAGAAAGUGAUAGACCGCCUGGUUCAACACGAUCAUGUGCUCAUAGAGUUGAAACAGACUGGGCUGAAGAAACUGUCGAAACAUGAAGAGGAAACACUGACACGCGAAGACGACCCGUUUCUUGUGGUGCACCCGAACUACGUUGUCGACGUCUGAAAGUGAUUGUGUGAACAAAACGUUUAUUGAUGGCAUGAACAAAACGUUUAUUGAUGGUGGCAACAAAACGUUUAUUGAUAUGUGCUCAGUUUUUGUAUAUGGACGAAACAGAAUCUAUUAAAAAAGAUGUUAUCCGGAAAGAUAUUUCAGACUAGUAGAGACUAUUUAACAACAAAAAAUAUAUAUUACAUGUACUGAACAACAAAACGAAGUGCAGAUAUUUUAGUAUAUAUAUUUUUUUUCAUGAUACAAUUACUUCGUUAAGUAGACUGUCAACAGAAUUUAAUGACGGCACUGACAAUUGUAUUUAGAAUAUAAAUUGCUCUAUGUCAGAUUACUGACUUUUACCAACGUUUUGCCGCUGGAUAACAAAUGAUUAUCGUCAUGUAUUUAAAUUCUUAAAUUCGAACCCUGAGCAAUAGUGCUGUUGUAUGGUUGAAGUCAUUACUUUGGGGUUUUAGAUUUGUUUCAAAAUGUAAUUAUUUAAAACUGCCGUAUAUGUGAGCAUUUUGCCUAUUGCAAAUGCAAAUAUUAGUGGUAAAUUUUUAUGCCUGAACCCUGCACAAAUGUGCUGUUAUAUAGUAGAAGGCAUUACUUUGGGUUUUUAUAUUUGUUUCAAAACGUAAUUAUUUAAAAUUCCCAUGUCAGCAUUUUGCCUACAUCAAAAAUAUUUCAGAAUUGCCGUUCCUGGUAAAUUUUUAAGUCUGAACCCUGUACAAAUGUGCUGUUAUAUAGUUAAAGGCAGUACUUUUUGUUGCAGAAGUUAAAGCUGCACACCCUAGUUCCAUCCAGCGAAAAUAAAUUAUAAUUUGGUUAAUCUACAAACCUGUAACACACUUAGAUCACGUUUUUAUCAAAUGGAGUGAAAAAGCAGGUUUUAUAUCGAUAAAUACCA
This is a messenger RNA of Gigantopelta aegis, 3417 nucleotides long. RefSeq names its product zygotic DNA replication licensing factor mcm6-like. Gene Ontology annotation, cellular component: nucleus; MCM complex. Gene Ontology annotation, molecular function: single-stranded 3'-5' DNA helicase activity; single-stranded DNA binding; ATP binding. Lineage: Eukaryota; Metazoa; Mollusca; Gastropoda; Neomphalida; Peltospiridae. The transcript has 16 exons. Gene Ontology annotation, biological process: double-strand break repair via break-induced replication; mitotic DNA replication; DNA replication initiation. The record is from RefSeq and is a predicted model, not a curated record. Bases 57 to 2522 code for a protein of 821 amino acids.